AUGCCCGCUCGAGAAUAUAACUAUGUAGAAGGUUUUGGGGAGUACGGAUCGUUGGACGACGAUGAUUCAGAUAGAGAUUCUGAACGUAGGAAUCACGAUCCAAGACAGCGAACUAUAACCACAAGUCCAACAAGUGUAUCAAGACACGCUGCAUUAAAUAGGUAUAUGGUCCCAGGCCGUAAUAGUAAUCCUCUCUUCAGAGCGACAGACCCUGCCCAACCUCCCAUAGCGCCUACAUCGACAGCAGGGCCCAACAACAGAUCAGGCCCCGGAAGGAUAAAGGAACACCCUGAAACAAACUUCAAUGCAUUUCUUAUAGCACAGCUAACCAGGAUGGAAGAGCAAAAUUCGAAUCUGAAGGAAGAAAUCAGCCUAAUGAAAAAAGAACAAGAGCUUUUCUUUCUAGAGAACCAAAAAAAGUUGGAGAAAGGGUUUAAAGACAUCAACAAGUAUGUUGAAGAUGUUUCCGCAAUGAAAGAAGUCUUCAAAGAGGUAGUUGGUAUUAUGACCGGGGAAAGAAUAAGGUUUAUAGACCAUACCGGGGAAAAUGUUACUCCCCAGGAAGCUGCUCGUGUUGGAAAUCCUUCAAAAAGUACGCAAACUCAUGAGAGUCACUCAAGAUUGACAAAUUGGCAAGAAUAUAGUAUGCACGCAAGUAUAUUAGCAGGUGAUCCUCGCAUCAAGCCUGAGCCAGGACUAUCUGAUUUUGAAAAUGGAGAAUAUGAUGAGAACCAAAGUGAUAGCAACGGUAAUAGCGAGAAUAUUGCUUUAAAUAAUCCCGAUUCUACUACUAAUGAUGACGAUAUUAAUAACCAACGCGAUGGAACUGGAAACGAGAAUGAUAUCAGGAACAGGGGAGGGUAUGUCGGAACGUCAUAUAAACUAAAUCGUGCAAUCCAGAACGUUACAGAUGCAGCUCGUGAAUAUUUUGAAGGCCUACCAGGGCAACCAUCAGUUCUUUCCCUUGAGAGGAGAUACGGGUCCACUUGGAGGCGAUCUGCCAAAGAAAGGACUCUAUUUACUAAGAGAAUGACCAUCAUAAAAAGAAUAAUAGAUAUAAAAGAAGACCCAAGCAAAUAUGGGUUGUCGCUACCUGAAAAUAAAAUAAGUAGAAACCAAGCCAUUAAAGUUGUCGAGAAUAUUCGAUUAGGAAAUAAUACUUUCAAGGGACACCAUUGUCGAUUAUCAAUGUCCCAGUUAUACGAAUAUUUCUCCAAGAAAAUGGACAAACUCGAAGACUAUUCACUCACUUUAAAAAGAAGAGGUAAGCCAAGAAGAAUUUUUCUCUUAGAAGAGAGAGAAGCCAGACUAUCAUUACAACAGCCACGUAGUAUACCAAAUUCCAGUACAAGCACACCAGAAAACGAUCACGACACCUAA
This is a messenger RNA of Saccharomyces paradoxus, 1380 nucleotides long. It is a transcript of the gene EUC1, whose product is annotated as Euc1p. Gene Ontology annotation, molecular function: DNA-binding transcription factor activity, RNA polymerase II-specific; RNA polymerase II cis-regulatory region sequence-specific DNA binding. Lineage: Eukaryota; Fungi; Ascomycota; Saccharomycetes; Saccharomycetales; Saccharomycetaceae. Bases 1 to 1380 code for a protein of 459 amino acids. Gene Ontology annotation, biological process: positive regulation of ribosomal protein gene transcription by RNA polymerase II. The transcript has a single exon. The record is from RefSeq and is a predicted model, not a curated record.